AUAAGGUGAAAGGAGAACUUUCAAAAAUUUCUUUGCCAGAUAAUUAGACAUAACAAAGGGUGAAAAGAACUGUUGUUUACGGCGGCGCCGGCAUCAACCAGCGUUUCAUCUCAACCCAGCACGGCGGAGAAGAUAGAGAUCACCAUUGAAACCCUAAAAUGGCUUCGAAGAAUGAUAUGAAAUUAUCUAUAUUCACAACAAUCCACAUUUUCGCCACACUUUUCUCUGUAACGUUCACCGAAACCCUUUCGUCUCCCCAACUCCAAUCGACGAACAAUCGCCUCUCGGCGUCCCCGACGAUCUACGAUCUCCUGAAGGCCCACGCUCUUCCCCCCGGCAUAUUUCCGAAGGGAAUUUCGGAGUUCUCGCUUGAUCCGACCUCCGGACGGUUCGAGCUCCGCCGAUCUCGCUCGUGCGCCGCCCAAUUCGAGACGGAUGUGUGGUUCGAUGUGACCGUCACCGGAACCCUAAGCUACGGCCAAAUUUCGAACCUCUCCGGCAUGGCGGCUCAGGAGCUAUUCCUCUGGUUUCCUGUCAACGAGAUAAGGGUGGAUAUCCCCAGCUCUGGCUUGAUUUACUUCGACGUCGGCGUCGUUUCAAAGCAAUUCUCCUUGUCCUUUUUCGAAAUUCCUCAGGAUUGUACGGUUGAUGAUACUGAGAAGCUGUCAUCUUCCUCCCUUCGGUCAUUGCCAUGGCCGCCCCGGGGAAACAUCAUAUCCAUCAAUGAUCGUGGCCGGAUAAUUGAGAACCAAUCAAGAAAGCUAGUGAAACAAAGCUUUCAAUGGCAAGUUGCGGGGCGAGCGGUGUCUUAAAGCGGAUAGAGGGGCGAAAAUGUCCAAAGUGAAACGGGCUUAAGGAUGUGGAUGAAGAGCCAACCUGAUAUGGGUGAGUUUGGCAAGUUUGUUUGGAAGGGGGGAAGGAACAGCUCAAAAAUGAUGAGGAAGGAAUAACAUGGCUAUUCCUUG
This is a messenger RNA of Cuscuta campestris, 965 nucleotides long. Lineage: Eukaryota; Viridiplantae; Streptophyta; Magnoliopsida; Solanales; Convolvulaceae. The record is from the annotation of a GenBank genome assembly.